This is a messenger RNA of Penicillium malachiteum, 666 nucleotides long. RefSeq names its product flavin-linked sulfhydryl oxidase. Gene Ontology annotation, cellular component: mitochondrion. Gene Ontology annotation, molecular function: flavin adenine dinucleotide binding; flavin-dependent sulfhydryl oxidase activity. Lineage: Eukaryota; Fungi; Ascomycota; Eurotiomycetes; Eurotiales; Aspergillaceae. The transcript is spliced from 2 exons. The coding region runs from base 1 to 666 and encodes 221 amino acids. The record is from RefSeq and is a predicted model, not a curated record.
AUGGCCGAAGUUCCUCCAGAGCGAUUCACUUCCCAAUUCAAAGGGACAUCCUCUCUUUUUAACCAAGUCCCUGCAAAGGAGUCGCAAGAUGACACAAAAGCGCCUUUACCAAAAGGCGUAGUCCUGGACAAAGAUGGCAAGCCCUGCCGAACCUGUACCUCCGUCGCCUCAUGGCGCGCCCUGACUAAACAAGCAAAAGCCGAGUCCGCCGCACCCUCAGAUACAUCUCCUCUAUCCUCCUCAACCGACAAAAUGACUACAGCUACAACUCCCCUAGCUGCUGCCGCUUCACCAGCUGCGCCAUCCACACCAGCGGAAUGUCCACCCGAUGUGGAGGAGCUGGGUCGCUCAACCUGGACACUCUUGCACACAAUGGCUGCGACGUACCCCGAGAAAGCGGAUAUUCAGCAACAGAACGAUAUGCAGGGAUUCUUGAAAUUCUUCUCACGAUUGUACCCGUGCUGGGUUUGUGCGGAUGAUUUCAAGACAUGGAUGGCUCACCCCAGUGGACGUAAUCAGCCGAAGUUGAGUGGACGGAAGGAGUUUGGGUGGUGGAUGUGUGAGGCGCAUAAUGAGGUGAAUCGGAAGUUAGGGAAGAAGGAGUUUGAUUGUCGGUUCUGGGAGGAGAGGUGGCGCACUGGUUGGAAGGAUGGUCGGUGUGAUUGA